Molecule: messenger RNA, 3489 nt
Organism: Lingula anatina
Lineage: Eukaryota; Metazoa; Brachiopoda; Lingulata; Lingulida; Lingulidae
Product: echinoderm microtubule-associated protein-like 2
Biological process (GO): microtubule cytoskeleton organization; intracellular signal transduction
Cellular component (GO): mitotic spindle
Molecular function (GO): microtubule binding
Source: RefSeq, a predicted model, not a curated record
UCCAAGUCGUGACGUCACAUCCUUGGGUUAAACAUGGAGAACACAUAAAUGCUGUCAACGUCAAAAGACACUCUUUAAAGUUUGUGAAGAUUGCUUUAUCUGUGAAAUACUGAGUUGUCACAAUGGCCACGGGUUACGUGCCGAUACAGGCAAAGAGGGUUAAAGUAUACAAGAACGGGGACGCCACAAAUGGACGAACUGUCGUGGUAAACAGAAGAAACAUAAAAGACUUUGAGACUUUUCUGGAGGCUUGUUCCAAAGCUCUAAAAACACCAGUCCCUGUGCGACGGAUUGCGACGAUAGGCGGAGAAAAAGUCGCAGAUUUAGAAGAGUUGAAGGGACAAGAGGAGUACAUUGCGAUCACAACUGGAAAAUUGCAGCUGGGUUUACAGUAUGGUAAGAUUAUAAGCCCAAGAAGGGAUGACAAAAACAAAAAUGGAUUGCUGUCAAGUUUAGAAGACGGAGAGGUGCUUCCCCCUGUGUAUCACAACAAGAGGCUUAUUGUGUCAGGCAGAGCAAGGAAGAUUUCCAGGGCAACUUGUCGUAUCUUUGUGUACCCCAAUGGUAAAUUCAGCGAGGAAAGUAAUGUGCUGCUCCAGAUGAGCAAUCUGCCGACUAUGGGCAGAGUACUAGAUGCGCUGGCGGAGCAUGUCCGCCUCUCGACAGCAGCAGCCAUAAGGCAUCUGUAUGCUGUGGACACGUAUGAGGAGGUAAAAGAUCCCCGCAUGCUGGAAAACGGGCAGAAAUACGUGGCUGUGGGAGUUGAAAAGGUCGUAAAACACGGAAAUUAUGGACAAAGACCGCCUCCUUUGAACCUGUCGACUAAAGUAGAGAACACCAAACACCAAAAGCUACCCCCAAUCAAAGCCAGAUCCAAAAAAGAUGGCAUGAAUUCCACGAGCGGCUCAGAAGAUGGCAAGAAGAGCGAGGACGAGUAUCGUACCAGACACAAACAAAAGAAAGAAAGGAAAGAAAAAGAGAACGAGGCAGCCAUUCCAACAAAACCAGUCUCCCACAAGAGGGCAGCAAAAGACAAGAAGAGCAAGAAUGGAGCUGUCACAUUCAACCCAGAGACUGGAAUGCUUAGGUUCUACAUCCGUGGUCGGCCCAUCUCACUGCAUGCUCCCACAAACUGUGACAACUACGAGCUGGAUCAGGUGCUUCCUGCACCAGAGGAGACCUUGAAACUGGAGUGGGUGUAUGGCUAUCGCGGCAAAGACUGCAGGUCUAACAUGUUUUACCUGCCAUCAGGAGAGCUGGUAUACCACAUGGCGGCAGUGGCCGUACUGUACAAUGUCCAGACCAAGACCCAGCGCCACUACCUGGACCACACUGAUGAUAUCAAGUGUCUUGCUGUCCAUCCUGACCAAGUGACCAUAGUGACCGGCCAGGUAGAGGGACACGCUGAGAAGCAGGGUCAGCCGCAUGUCCGAAUCUGGAGCUCGGACACUCUGGAGACACUACAUGUGAUUGGACUGAAGGACUUUGAGAUCGCUGUCGCCUGUGUGGCAUUUUCUAGAUUUGAUGGCGGAGAGCUGCUGGCUGCAUUUGAUGAUGACAACGACCACACCCUGCUGCUAUAUGAUUGGAAGAAUGAGAAGAAGCUCCUGCAGCAAAAGAGUUGUCCUGAUCCUAUCUGUGAAGUGGAGUUCCACCCCAUGGAAAACACAGUGGUGGCCUGUGGCAAGCAGCAGGUGCUCUUCUUUGAGAUAGAAGAUGGACAGGCAGACAAGAAAAUGGGACUCUUUGAGGAUAAUGAGCGCCCUGCAUUUGUGGUCUGCCUGACUUUUGCCGAGAAUGGAGAUGUUGUCACUGGAGACACAGAAGGGAAUAUUUUUGUCUGGUCUAAAGAUGACAGAAAAGUUAUCAAGGCCAUUCACGAUGCCCAUGAGGGACCAGUGUUUGGUCUGGCGCGCCUCCCAGAUGGUUCUUUUGUCUCUGGAGGUGGGAAAGAUGGCAAGAUAUGGCAGUGGGACGCAGAGUACAACAAGCAAGACUUGGAAACACAGGUUCCAGAAGAUUUUGGACCAGUCAGGAUAUUGGAGCCAGGGCCCGAAGGUUCCAUUUUCAUUGGUACCACAGAGAACGCCAUUGUCCAAGGUGUCCUGGGGCAGUUGGCCAAGUUUGACCCUCUCACACAGGGCCACUCUGAUGAGCUGUGGGGCAUAGCUGUCCAUCCUCACAACGGGCAAAUCCUGACAUGCGCCUACGACAAGCACGUGUACAUGUGGGAUCCACAGACUCAUGCACUACUCUGGAGCAAACAACUACAGGAGGAGGCUCACAGUGCCUGUAUCCAUCCUGAUGGCGAGGUGGCGGUCAUCGGGACCAGGGAUGCCAAAUGGCUGGUCCUGGACCUGCUGCAGAAUGGACAGGUCAUCUUUGAAGACACGGACGGCAAGGAGCAGAUAGAAUGUGUGGAGUUCUCUCCUGAUGGUUCCCGCCUUGCUGUAGGCUCCAGAGACAACUCGGUGUACCUGUACAAUGUUACUGACAGUGGACACCAGUUUGAUAGAAUUGGAAGAUGCACGGGUCACAGUAGCUAUAUCACUCACUUGGACUGGUCAAUGGAUGGACAGUACAUACAGACCAACUCUGGAGAUUAUGAACUUCUAUACUGGGAUGCCUCUACAGGGGACCAGAUACCCUCAGCACAGCACAUGAGAGAUGUGGAGUGGGCCACCCAGUACUGUACACUGUCCUUUAACACUCUGGGAUUGUGGCCAGAGGAUGCAGAUGGCACAGAUGUCAAUGGCUGCUCAAGGGCCACCAGGCGGGCCAUCUGUGCCAGCGGGGAUGAUGACGGGAAGGUCAACUUGUUCAAGUAUCCAGCUAACCAGAAGAAGUCUGGAAGCCACGUGUACGGCGGGCACAGCAGCCACGUCACGGCCACACGCUUCCUCACAGAUGAUAGUGGACUCUUCUCUACUGGAGGCAGGGAUAUGGCUGUCCUGCAGUGGCGAGUGCAGUAGACACGAUACAGCAUUGUCUUUGUAGCUGAUUAAGCAUAAAACCAAAAGAUGCUGGAUUUUGGUGGAAGAAAGCAAGUGGUGGAUAGAAAAAGACAUUUUUUUCUCAAUCCUUGUAUAAUUUCUGCACCGUGGAUCCUCUAAUGCAUAAUGUAUGUACUUGCCAUAAUUAAUUUGAUACAGAGUAGCAGCAUUGGACGUUAUAGCUAGUGGAAACCUAGAGUCAAGAGCUGAUUUCAUCUUUUAAGGUGUGAAACCACUAUCUCUAACAAACAUCUAUCUAGUAUUAUUGCUUGUGCAAUUUAUAAUUUGGAUUUCAUUCACUAGAUGUGUGCCGUUUUGUUGUUGCCUCUUCAUGUAUCCAUAUUCGGAAUUUGUUUCCUUUAUGAGUAUUUAUGGUAAAAAUGGAUCUCUUCAUUAUUUGUAUGAUUUUUCUUUUAUUUCAUUUAUAAAUCCUUGAAAUUUUAUCGCACAAUGAUAGGGGUCUCUACUCGGGUCCCUCUUGUAAAUGUUAAGCUUA